Molecule: messenger RNA, 2034 nt
Organism: Hydra vulgaris (swiftwater hydra)
Lineage: Eukaryota; Metazoa; Cnidaria; Hydrozoa; Anthoathecata; Hydridae
Source: RefSeq, a predicted model, not a curated record
UCAUUAGGAAUAUUGUGUUCAAAAUUUAUUGUAUUUAAGUGUUAAGAUUAUAACUCCUCAUUAUAGUUUUAUAUGUAUAACAAAAUCAACUGCCCUUUUGUAAAUGAUUAUGGAGCUUGUUAUAAACAAUCAUAUACCCUAGUAAGAAAUCUGAUUGAAGAUAUUACCAGGAAUGAUCAUAAAUUACUUGUAAAAUGAACAAAUUUAAAAGAAGAACAAAUUACUAGUAUAUGCACACACCAUCAUGAUAUGUUAAUAGCGGAAUAUGAGAGUAAUCAGAAAAGUUGCAGUAAUAACUCACAAAAAAGUGUGUAGAGCAUCUCUAUGUGUGAUUAAAAUGCAUACUGUGUUAGAAGCAGAAACCGUAGGUUUAAAUCUUAUACCUAAAAAAAAGUUGUGUCCAACCUGUCUUAGUAAAGUUAUGAAACGUUUAUCAAAAAGUAUGAGUGAAAAUAAAAAUUUGAUAAUUUUGAUAUUAUUAGUGAAACAUCUAUUCAAAAUAAAAGAGUGUGUAAAUGCACACUUUACAGCUUUUAGAGAAUCUCCUAUUACAUAAGUCUGGUAAAAUCAGAUAAAGUAAACAAAAAUUGACAGCAUUAACAACCUCUAAUAAAAAAAAGUAGCAACCUCUCUUAAUAUAUCAAAUAAAAGUUUUAAAGAACAGUCAAGUUUUGGUAAUGAGUAUAUGGAAAAAGUAAACUUGUUUGAUAACAUGAUGUUGUUGUAUAAUAACUACUAAAAUUAAACUAAUAAAGUUGCAGAAUCUACAGCAACAUCUAAAAAAAUACAACUGACAACACUUGCUCCAACUGACUUGUCAGUAAAAAAAAGUUCAACUAUAACAGUUCAACUGGUCAAGUCUUUUUAUGAAGAUGAUAAAUAUAGCCAUAUAAUUCCUGCAUAAAGAAAAAUGUUCACAUGCAAAAAUAUUUUCAAAGUUUUGCACAUUGCGAUCAAAAUGGUUUAUUACUGCUGGUACUUCAGGAACAAAACUUGCACCACACUUGUAUUUAGCUAAGAGUCAAGCAUCAUACCUGUGAUCAAGAAAGGAAAUAUGAAUGAGGUAACAGCAUUAUUUCUGGUGAUUUUUCAGAAAACUAUAAAUUUAUAGUUCAGGACAAAGUACAAAGCUUUCAUUAGACAAUUUUACAAUUUUACACUUCAUCAUGUGAUUUUUUAUUUCAAAAAAGGAGGUUUUCUCAAGCACAAAUCUUAUUGUAUUGUUUCAGAUGAUAUAAUGCAUGAUGUGAUAAUGGUAUAUAAAAUUAUUGAUGUUGUCAGCAAUUAUAUUAAAAUAAAUCUACCUCAAAUAAAAAAUAUUCAAUACUUUUCAAAUAAGUAUGCAGGUCAAUAUAAAAAUUGCAAAAAUAUUUUGAAUCUUUGUUUCCAUCUUGAAGAUUUUGGUCUUUCUGCUAAAUGGAACUUUGCAACUAGUCUCAGUAAACAACCUUGUGAUGGGAUAGGUGGUAAAGUCAAAUGUUUAGCAACACAAGCAAGUUUUCAAAGAGAUAUGGGUAAUCAUAUUUUAUCUCCACAAGCAAUGUACAAAUAUUGCAAUGGAAACAUUGAAGGCACAAAGUUAUGCAGUGUUGAUGAAAAUGUUGAAUUCAUUCAUGACUUUGGAAACAUCCAUGAAACAACUGCAAACUUAGUACUAGGUGAUUAUGUCUGUGUUUCCUAUGAGCAAAAGUGUUAAAUAGGAGGAGUCAUUGAAGACAUUAAUUCAGAAGAAAAAGAUGUGCUUGUCAAAUUUAUGUGUCUAAAUGGUCCAGCACGGUCGUUAAAUGGUCACCAGUGGAUAGCCAAUGAUUGACUCCAGAUGUCCACAUCAUUUGCAAAGUUGAAGUAUGACUACAAAAACAGGACUUAACUACUAUUUAGCCAAAGCUUUAUAAAAAAUUGUUUUCCUUAGAAAAUAGAGAUGUUUAUAUUUAAAUUAAUUUCAAAUUUGUCUGGUAUGUCUUAUCCAUACUUUAUUUUAAUCUUUUAUUUUUUGUACAAUUUAUAAAUGAUGUAUAUAGAAUCACUUAAAUU